This is a messenger RNA of Aspergillus wentii DTO 134E9, 2299 nucleotides long. Its product is annotated as putative arginine transporter. Gene Ontology annotation, molecular function: amino acid transmembrane transporter activity. Gene Ontology annotation, biological process: amino acid transmembrane transport. The record is from RefSeq and is a predicted model, not a curated record. The transcript is spliced from 4 exons. Gene Ontology annotation, cellular component: membrane. Bases 399 to 2093 code for a protein of 564 amino acids. Lineage: Eukaryota; Fungi; Ascomycota; Eurotiomycetes; Eurotiales; Aspergillaceae.
UAUAAUUCUGUUUCUUCUCUUCCUCUCUUCUUCUUCUUCUUCCUGGUAUCGUUCUCUUUACAUAAUAGGCCCAUUGGCCCAGAUAGUAUCCAAGUCCUCCAAGUCUUACAGACUGUGUCGAUCGGUGUUCGAUUUCUCCACAGCAAGAGAGGAGAAAGGGAGAGGGGAAAAGCCUGCUGCAGUGCUGUCAGCUAGCAGAAGCAGUCCUACUGUUACCUAGGUGGUUGAGUCGCGUGUGGUGGAGUCGGCCGUGCUGACGACGGGACGGACGCUAUCUUUCGCCUCUCGACUCUUCUUGAGAUCGGCAAUUGUCUUUGGACUUCCUAACACACUCGCCCAUUCCUACAUAACCCGUCUCCUCUACCUACAGCAUCUGGGUUUACUCUCGAGGGUCGAACAUGGACCCAAAGUACGAGACCACCAGUACUGCGCCAAAGGUUGCUGAAAAGGGCAACAUGACAACCGAAGACCCCAUCCAACUCAACCCCCAUGCAAACUUCAACUCUCUGGAUCCGAACGAUGUGGACUGUGAGAAGCAUGGAGCCAGUCGCGAAUCCAAUCCGCUGCCGGACUUGAAGCGGAAGCUCAAGAGCAGACAUCUGCAGAUGAUUGCUAUCGGUGGUACAAUCGGUACCGGUCUUUUUAUCAGUAGCGGAACUGCUAUUGCCCACGCGGGCCCCGUUGGUGCCCUCAUCGCAUACCUCUUCGUCGGCUCGAUCGUCUACUCGGUAAUGAUUUCUCUGGGAGAGGUUGCGACGUAUAUCCCGAUUCCCGGGGCCUUUACAUCAUACGCUGCACGAUUAAUCGACCCUAGCCUGGGUUUUGCGAUGGGCUGGAUUUAUUGGUUCUCCUGGGCCAGCACGUUCGCAUUGGAACUGACUGCGACUGGUUUGAUCAUUCAGUACUGGGAUGAAUCAAUUAACAUUGCCAUCUUCAUUGCAAUUUUCUUGGUCGUGAUCACUCUCCUUAACUUCUUACCUGUCAGCUUCUAUGGCGAGAUAGAGUUUUGGUUUUCCAGUAUCAAAGUGCUCACAGUUGUUGGGUUUAUGAUCUUUGCCAUUUGUGUUGAUGCAGGCGUUAGCCACCAGGGCUACCUUGGAUUCCGGUACUGGGUGCACCCAGGCGCCUUUGCCCCAUAUCUCCUUGAUGAUUCAGACCCAAGGGCUAAGUUUGUUGGCUUUUGGGCUGUUCUUAUCCAGGCUGGAUUCUCCUACCAGGGCACAGAAUUAGUCGGCAUUGCGGCAGGUGAAACUGAAAAUCCCCGCAAGACGGUCCCGUCAGCAAUCCGCAAGACUUUCUACCGUAUCUUGUUCUUCUUUGUCUUGACCAUCUUCUUUAUUGGCAUUGUGGUGCCUUACACCAACGAGGACCUCCUUUCUGAUGGCAACGACGCCAAUUCCUCGCCAUUCGUCAUUGCGGCAAAACUGGCGGGUGUCAAGGUGCUCCCCAGUAUCAUCAAUGCGGUCUUGUUGACGGUAGUGCUCUCGGCAGCCAACUCCAACGUGUACAGCGGUAGCCGUAUCCUGAUCGGUUUGGCGCAAGAAGGAUUUGCUCCUCGUUGGUUCAAGAAGACGACCAAGGGUGGAGUGCCAUACUUCAGUGUUGCGUUUACUGCAAUGUUUGGCCUGCUUGGGUUCAUGAAUGUGUCUAAUGCGGGUAGCACCGUGUUCAACUGGUUGCUCAACAUCUCCGGUGUCGCGGGCUUCAUCACCUGGGGCUCAUUGAAUGCCUGCCACCUGGCCUUUAUGCGGGCUCUCAAGGCUCGCGACAUCUCUCGCGAUCUUCUUCCGUACAAAGCCAUGUGGCAACCGUGGUACGCCUGGUACGGACUGUUCUUCAACGUCCUGAUCGUUUUGACCCAGGGGUUCACUUCCUUCAUCCCGUCAUUCAGCGUGACGGACUUUUUCAUCGCUUACCUCAGUUUGAUCCUUUUCGUGGUUCUCUACAUCGGCCACAAGAUCAUCUUCCGACCAGCAUUUGUCCACCCGCUUGAGGCAGAUCUCGACACUGGCCGUAUUCCAUAUGAAGAUAAUGAAUCAUGGGAAACCUCGACUCCACAAACAGCGUGUUUCUCAAAUGCCCUGAUAGGGUAAGCAUAUAGAUAAUUUUGCAUGGGUUGAAUUAGUUUGAAGGGAUGUUAUGAACUUUUUGUAUAGCAUGUGAUUUGGAAUUGCAGCAUGUGGCACGGAGUUGGGUUUCGUUUUUCUUCAUCUUUGUCUUCUAUUCUUGACAAUAAAUAUCACAUCUCCCUUUCCAAGAAAGUUUCCCAAAGCAUUCAAUGAAGUGGUCACCUAGACAC